Chenopodium quinoa (quinoa) is the source of this 429-nucleotide messenger RNA. Its product is annotated as B3 domain-containing protein At4g01580-like. The transcript has a single exon. Gene Ontology annotation, molecular function: DNA binding. Bases 1 to 429 code for a protein of 142 amino acids. NCBI's taxonomy places the organism in Eukaryota, Viridiplantae, Streptophyta, Magnoliopsida, Caryophyllales, Amaranthaceae. The record is from RefSeq and is a predicted model, not a curated record.
AUGAUUCCGGAGAAGUUUGCAAGAGCAUUCGGCGAAGAACUCUCUGAUGUUGCUAUCCUUAGAGUGCCUACAGGUGAAACCCGGAAAGUUGCAAUAGUCGAAGAGGGUGACAACUUAUGGUUUCAUGAUGGUUGGCAGGAUUUCGUGGAGUGUUACUCCAUAGGUUAUGCAUCCUUUUUGUUGUUCAAAUAUGACGGGAACUCAAACUUCUGCGUGCAUAUUUUUGAUCGAUCUGCUUGUGAGAUUUCCUAUCAAUGCAAUGCAGUUGCACGGAAUAAUGUUAUAAAACCACAAUAUGAUCCUUGUCCUGAACAAAUCGAUGAUGAUGCUCAGGAGAGUCGCGAAAUAUUGCAUUCAGAAGAAAUAAUUGAACUGGAUAGUGAUGAUGAGACAAAUGAUGCAAGAGAAUGCAGUCCAUUUGUUAUAUAA